AUGAGUUCUCGACUGUGGCUCGUGGUGUCAGCGUGCAUUUUGUCAGUGGGAAGCGCAGGGGCUCAGGGACGCGAGGUUGCGAUGGUGAGCAGGGAUUACAAGCCAGUGCGAGGGAGAAGGAGAAGCCGUGAGGGGGGGGGGGGAGCAUCUCUCUCUAGCAUUUCACCCUCCAGUGGAAGCGACACAGCUCUAACCCUUCGCAACCCGACUCAAGUGCGUGCUCUGACCCAGCGGGAACCCGGGCGACGCCGAGGAGAUUUCUGGAUGUUCAAAUGA
Knipowitschia caucasica is the source of this 276-nucleotide messenger RNA. The record is from the annotation of a GenBank genome assembly. Lineage: Eukaryota; Metazoa; Chordata; Actinopteri; Gobiiformes; Gobiidae.